AUGCCCUCACCAACCCGCUCGUCGCAUCGAGCACAGUCUCCCUCGGCGCCAAGCUCAAGCCGUCACCACCGCAGCCGACACAGCCAUUCGCACCGCCACCGACCGCGAGACAGCUCGCGCUCACGCUCUCCGCACCGAUCUGAUCGACACCGAUCAGAUCGCCAUCGCCGACAUGGCCAAGAAAAAGACAAAGACCGCGAACAUCGCGAGCGACGACACAGAGAUACCCCAGCGCAACCCGUGGUCCUCCCCCUCCAAGCGCGCGAGCUGUCCCGACGCGACUUAGAAGCAUACGAACCCAUGUUCGGCAUGUAUCUGGAUAUCCAGAAAGGAAAAUUCAUCGAGGAUAUGGAUGAAGAAGAAGUCAAGGGGCGGUGGAAGAGCUUUGUACAAAAAUGGAACCGUGGAGAACUCGCUGAAGGAUGGUACGAUCCUGCUACACUCAAUCGAGCGCGUGAGAGUGUAGCGGAGAGGCCGCCAGCUGGACCGCUAGGGCAGCGUGAUUCACCUGAUUAUGCACAGGGUGAGCGAGAGGGCGGUGAUAUGCCGCGGGAUCAACCAGAAGACGAUGACGACGAUGAUGACUACGGACCUGCUCUUCCACGCGCUGGUUCUGGAAGAGGCGGUGCGCAUUUGGGUCCUACGAUUCCCAAUAUGCAGGAUCUUGAGCUCAAACGAGAAUCUGCCAUUGAAGAUGCGCAAGCUGCCCGCGGCGAAUCUCGAGAACAAUAUCAGGCCGAGAUGCGUGCGCAUAAAGCUGCAACGCGCCAUCUUGAAGAUGAGAUUGCGCCGCGGGCUGAGGCUGGGACUCGGGAGCGGCAGCUGGAGAAGCGCCGGGAACUUGCUGCUGGUAAUCGCGCCUUUGCGAGUCAGCGAGGUAACUCGCCAGAGGCUGCUCCCGAAGAAGAACUCAUGGGCGGAGACAAUGAUUUAUCUGCCUUGAAGCGCGAGAAGGAAAACAACCAGCGCAAGAAGAACGAGCGCGAGAUCCGGAGGGAGGAGAUCCUUCGUGCGCGUCAAGCGGAGCGCGAGGAGCGGGUAGAGGCGUAUCGACAGAAGGAGUCGGAGACUAUGAGUUUCUUGCAGGCUCUUGCAAAGCAGCGAUAUGGUUAA
This is a messenger RNA of Penicillium antarcticum, 1113 nucleotides long. RefSeq lists its product as uncharacterized. NCBI's taxonomy places the organism in Eukaryota, Fungi, Ascomycota, Eurotiomycetes, Eurotiales, Aspergillaceae. The transcript is spliced from 3 exons. The coding region runs from base 1 to 1113 and encodes 370 amino acids. The record is from RefSeq and is a predicted model, not a curated record.